Messenger RNA from Selaginella moellendorffii, 531 nucleotides. RefSeq lists its product as uncharacterized. The coding region runs from base 16 to 459 and encodes 147 amino acids. NCBI's taxonomy places the organism in Eukaryota, Viridiplantae, Streptophyta, Lycopodiopsida, Selaginellales, Selaginellaceae. The record is from RefSeq and is a predicted model, not a curated record. The transcript is spliced from 2 exons.
UGCGCGAGUGCGAGCAUGAUUUCCUCGAUCACGCACGAAAGUCAAGAUAGAACUAGAACCGUGAGAACUCAUUAUAAAAGAAGAGAGGCAGCUACUCUCGUGCUAGACUCUCGAAGUUUUCGACACCUUGUCAACAUGGGAAAUCUCCACAAGUUUGUGCUCAUCGCCUCGCUGUUGGUGGUGUGCAUCGAAGCAAACAGCACGCUGGAUGUCUUCACGGUGGGGUGCCAAGAUCCCGGAACAAGCUUCACUGCAUCAACAGCCGGUUCUUCGUGCUCCAGCACUUGCUUGGUUGACAUCCCCCUUGGCUAUAGAUUCAGCUUCGAUGGGCAGUUCGGCCUCCUCUUUAGCCUGCCCAACUGCCUUGGCACGACUACGGUCUUGAAUUCCACCCGAGAAGUCUGUGCAGUGGGGAGCUCCAGCCCAAUCAAGUCUUUCAAGUUCGCCUGUGUCAAAUAAGUUUGCAGUACUGAUCCGAUAUGUAUCUUCGAAGUCCCUCUAUACGUACAAACCAAGUUCUAGUACCUUUAA